AUGCAGUCCAGCAAUGAGUCGGAUGGUCCGGAGACCGGGUCACCCCCUCCCCCUCCCCAACCUACAGCAAGCUAUCCACCCCGGGUCUGUCGUAUUUGCCUGGAAACCGUCCUGCCAACUCUCCAGCCGUCGGAAUUUUUACAAAAGCCACGCGUGGUGUAUUCCUCUGAGGACCCAGAGCUCGGUCGGUUGCUUCGCCCAUGCCAAUGCAAAGGCUCCUCUCGUUACGUACACGAAGGCUGCCUGCAGACAUGGCGACACGCGGACCCCCGGUAUGGUCGACGGAACUACUGGCAGUGCCCGACGUGUGGGUUUCAGUAUCGGCUGCAGCGUCUGACCUGGGCCCGGUGGAUCAGUAGUUCAGCCACGCAGAUCUUUAUCACUCUUGCAAUUUUGUUUUUCACCAUUUUCAUCCUAGGAUUUGUUGCUGACCCCAUCAUCGAUUUCUACCUCGGCCCCAUCGAUGAGAUCCCCAUUGACAUUGACAUUGACAUCGAUGACGCCAAGGCUUCGUGGCUCGAACACAUCUUCAAGGGAAUGGCGUCACUGGGCCUUCUUUCGUUCUUCCGUGUGAUCUUCACCAUGUCGCCUUGGUGGGGCGCCAGGAGUCUCGCUGGUGGCCGGACUGGUACUAAUGGUCGAGAUCGAGUACGGUCAUUGAAUUGGAUAGUAAUUAUUGCAGGAAUCCUCACUUUCCUAUGGACGGUCUAUGGAACCGUUCGUUCUUGGACUAAACGUUCCCUCGAACGUGCCGGCGAGCAUGUCAUGGAUGUGCCCCUACCAGAUGACGACAAUGACGAUCCUGGACCCGUGCCUGAGCCUUCACCUACAUCCGAGCCAGAGCCAAAGCCAGAGACCCCGAGUCACCAGUCGACGACCACUUCGUCUUUCGUAUCCGAUCGCACUACUUUGAGUUGCCGUGCUCCUGCCAAUGACGCGUCAAUCAGUCAAUGUGCGAAGAACGACCCUCGCCCUUCUUAA
This is a messenger RNA of Penicillium argentinense, 981 nucleotides long. RefSeq names its product E3 ubiquitin-protein ligase MARCH. The record is from RefSeq and is a predicted model, not a curated record. NCBI's taxonomy places the organism in Eukaryota, Fungi, Ascomycota, Eurotiomycetes, Eurotiales, Aspergillaceae. Gene Ontology annotation, molecular function: zinc ion binding. The coding region runs from base 1 to 981 and encodes 326 amino acids. The transcript has 2 exons.